Molecule: messenger RNA, 2095 nt
Organism: Anopheles arabiensis
Lineage: Eukaryota; Metazoa; Arthropoda; Insecta; Diptera; Culicidae
Product: poly(A) RNA polymerase gld-2 homolog A-like
Exons: 6
Coding region: 141-2030 (629 amino acids)
Cellular component (GO): cytosol
Molecular function (GO): poly(A) RNA polymerase activity
Source: RefSeq, a predicted model, not a curated record
CUUUCCAACGCUAACGGAAGCAAUUGAACACAUCGUCUGAAUCGAUGUUACUGGGAGGAGUCCAUUAGCGUCAUUUUGUCAUAAAGAAGACAGCAGCUGGUAAUUAGAUCCCUGCCACGAAAGCACGCACAAAACCGUCCAUGGGCAGAACAAAGGUUAGAAAGGCGUCCUUUUCGAACUGUCCCAAGAUUACGGCCACGCUUUCCUCCAAUGCAAGCACCAAAGCGGGUAGCUUCAAUCUGCGAAUGGAAACGGUACAGCCAAGAACUUCCAUCAGGUUGAACGGCUUUCGUAGCACCAACGGCCACACCCCGGACUGGAACCUUCUGGGAACGUCCAAUCGAUCGUCCGCAGCGUACCAGCCAACGGAUUCACAUCCGCUGCGGUCGCAUCUGCGCUACUUUGGGCAGCAAGUGUUUAGAAACGAUGGACCGAAAACGUCCAACUCUACCGGAUACAAGUAUACGGCCGAUUUUCUGAACGACGUACGCCAGCACAUGUAUUUCUCACGGAACGAGAAAAUGUAUGGCGAGCGCGUUCGCGAUAGCAAGAGUGCGGUAGAACCAUCCUACCAAGCGAAUCACACGUUCGCCAACCUGCUCCGUUGCUAUGGGUACCAUCACAAUUGGCUAUCUUUCAAAUUUGGCUACACCUAUCACAAAGAGCUGAUGAACAAACGGAAGCAAAGCGCUUGGAUGUCGUCUGGCGCAAGUCACGAUUCAGAUAACCCUACUGGGCGAAGUGAACGGGACUAUCUGCAAGAUUCGCGCGAUGAAACACAUGGGCUCGGGCGAAAAAUGCACGAAUUGAACAUCACCGAUACCAACCAGACCCAUAAUGGACACACAAUGGAGUUGACAGCUGACGACUAUGCCGCCAAUGGCGAUAAGGAGAGUGUGGCAAGCUCGAGCACAAAAACUCCCACAAUCCGUGCUAUUUCACCGAGCGAACUAUCGCCUACCUUAACCGCCCCUUUAAACAUCGGGCCCGGCGAUUCGCUCUCGAAGGACAUGUGGGUCAUGUUUCACGCCAACCGGCAGUCGGAUGCAACGUUUGCAAAGAAGAUGCGCCUGUGGGAAAUGCUGUACGGCUACUUCCGGCAAAUGUCCUCCUGGCUGCAGAAGCACGAACUGUACCUGAUGGGCAGCACCAUUUCGGGCUUCGGCACGGACACGUCCGACAUGGACAUGUGCAUCGUGGACAUCGACGGUCCCACGUACUGCGAUUCGCGCACGGAAGCGCUCAACAAUCUGCUGCGGGUGAAAAGCUUCAUCGAAUCGCUGCCGACCUGCAGCUUUGAGCAUCUCGAUUUGAUAAGGGCCAAGGUGCCGAUCUUACGCUUUCGCCACGUGGAGGAAAACAUCGACAUCGAUCUGAGCAUUAACAAUUGCGUUGGUAUACGCAACACUCAUCUGCUGAACUGCUACGCUCAAUUGGACGAACGUGUGCGACCGCUGGUACUGGUUAUAAAGCUGUGGGCACAGCACCAUAAUCUGAACGAUCCGAUCCAUUCCACCUUGUCCAGCUACUCGCUCGUGCUGAUGGUUCUCAACUUCCUUCAGUGCGGUGUCACUCCUGCCGUAAUACCAUGUUUGCAUCGCAUCUUUCCGGAAAAGUUUUGCAAGAAAAAUUUCACCAACAACUUACUGGAACGUAUUGCUCCGCACCGGUCGGAUAACUCGGACACACUCGGGCAACUGCUGCUAAAAUUUUUCAAAUACUAUGCUGAAUUUGAUUACGCCAACUACGCGAUUUCCAUUCGAAUGGGUCGAAUUUUGCUCCGCUCGGAAUGCAAAUGGAACGCCGCUGAUCAGUCGGGCCUCGGCAUAUUCAACCAUCUGUUCAUUGAAGAGCCCUUCAAUCGCACCAACACUGGGAAAUCCGUCUACAACAAGUAUGUGUUUGAACAGAUCAGGGCGGCCUUCGCUGCGUCCGGGAAAAUGCUGGAAGAGCACCAAAAUUUGAGCAUCCUGUUUCGAGAACCACUCUUUACGCCGUCUUUAAUUCCGUCCCCUAAUAGAUACUUUUAAAACACUCAUCUCAACUACCAUAAAACCUAUAAAAAUCUAAGAAAAAAUUAUAGAAAACUAUAAAA